CUUUCCCUCUGCGGCCCUCAAUUCCCCGGUGUCUCCGGCCAUGGCGUCGGCCGAUCAACCACUAAAAAAGCGAAAGCUCUACGAUCCGUCACCAGAACCACCGCCUCCUCCUCCUCUUCAGAGCUUCUUCUCUCCUCCUCCUCCUCCUCCUCCAACUCCGCCGCCUCUGUCUCAAGACGAGAUCCUCCGGCGACAAAGCAAUCGUAAAGAGAUUCGAAAUCUAUACGAAUGCUAUCGAAGUAUUAGGUUUUGCGUCGAGAAGAAGGAUGCUCGCUUUAUGCCCGAUUUGGAGAAGGCCUACCUCUCUCUGAUCACUGCUUCAAGAGGUUGCACCAGUGUGCAACGCAUUGUAGCGGAGCUUAUUCCUCGGUAUGCUUCAUUCUGCCCUACUGCUUUGGAAGCUGCAGUUAAAGUGUCCAUCAACAUGUAUAAUUGGAGCUUUGCUAUAAUAAUGAGAGGAGAGGAUGUAGAUACUGUUGCGUAUCAGACAGCUAAGGCCUGCAUUUUUGGGCUUGUGGAGAUAUGUUGCACUGCGUCACAUGAAGCGCCAACAUCAUCUGUUAUUAGUGGUAUCUGUUCUGCAGUUUUCGAAAAUGUGCUUACAUUUUUCACUUCAACCUUUGAGGGCAACGAUAUAUAUCAAAUAGGUUAUAGUGAACUUCAGAAGCUUCAAGAACCGAUUGAAUUCUUUUGCGAUCUGAAGCAAGAGCCAGCAGACAAAAAUGAACCUCCAUUGCAUAAAUUAUUCAAGUUUCGAGCACUUAGCUUGCUACGCAUAUUUCUUACUUCUCCCCAGAACCUACUUUCUGCCUGUUUUGAGCUCCUUGUUGCCAGUGGAACUGAUACUGUUCAUCGUAAUGGAGGACAAUACUUUCUUAGUCAGUUGACAAGUCAAUUGAAUGAAACUGAGGUAACUCAUUCAUCGAACAGGAUAAGUGAUGCCACUCCACUUUGUACUGAUUCUGCUCAGUGUGACACAGAACACAGAGGAUCUGAAGAAGCGAAUCCUGUAUCAAAUGAUAAUAACAAUCUGGAGAAACCAUUGCUGUUAUCUAAGAACUGUUUUAUUGAAAUGGCUUUACAUAGGGAACCAUCCUUAAGAAAUUGGUUGCUCUGGAGGUACAGGAAAUUUUGUAAAUCUUUCAGUUCUGAAGAUAUUUCAGAGAUCACAUCUUUUCUGGAGAAAAUAUUUGGAUCUCUAUCUGAUGCAGUUAAGGAAGCUGGCUUGGAGGACAACAAUGGGGAUAAUCUUGGUUCAUCGAAAUAUAUUGGGGUUACAUAUGAAGACUACAAUCGUCCUUCCCAGCACAGUGACAAUGCUGAGGCAUCUGAUGGUGAGCAAUCCUUGGGGGUGCAUAAUGUUGCUGCUGCUGGAACUGGUGCAGGUCAAAAUUUGAAACCUCACAAAACAUGGCUUUCCAACAAGGGUGAUUCCCAAUCACAUAUUGGAGGUUUAGCUCAUGAGGGAGAAAGUUCAACGUCCAUGUCGAAUUUGGAGACUGGGAACUCUGCAGAUUUGUGUCCCAACGAGUUGUCUCCAAAGGGCAUGACAAACAGACAAUUUAUUCCUUCAGUCAUUAGGAGGCAAGCAGAUUUCAAAAAUGACGACUCUGACACAAGAAUUCAUGCCAUUGAGGUGGAGAAGGUUCACAAUUCAAAUAUUGACCGUGGAUUGCCAGCAAAGGUAUCUGCUUCUGGAGGUUCCCCUAAUGUUUUCCCAUCACCUAGGCAGCAUCUAUUUUCACAGCAUCAAAUUUCAUAUAGUCAUAAUUUUUGGUGCUGUGAUGGGGAUCCUUCAGCUAUGGAUGUUUUCACGGCUUCUAAGCAACUUUGGGUAGGUUCUCUUGGUCGUGAUGCCUCUGAAACUCUAGUUCAAUUGCAAUUUGAGGAUUUUGGUCCGCUGAUGCAGUUCAUCUCUGUUCCUGUUAAAGGUUUUGCUUUGAUUGAGUACAGAAAUAUAAUGGAUGCUGUGAAGGCACGUGAAUAUAUGCAUGGUUCUGCGCCAUGGGGUGGUAGCCUUAGAAUUAAAUUUGUAGACAGAGGAGUAGGUAGUCGAGGAAUUUCUGACCAUGUUGCUGUUGGUGAUAGCUGUCAUGUUUACGUCGGUAAGGUGUCAACCCAAUGGGAAAAAGACCAGAUAUUGCAUGAAUUGAUGAUGGCAGGAAUCAGGAAACCACACAUCACUGAUCUUGUAAGCGAAUCUGCCCUGCUCUUGGAAUUUAGGAGUGCUGAAGAAGCAGCUAGUGCUGUGGCACACAUUAGGUAUCUUCGCAGGGGGACUUGGCAUCACACUUGUCCUGAUAGAGUAGAUAAUUCUGGAGCUGCCAACCAUAUGGUAUUCUCACCACCUGCUGUCUCCAUACACAACAGCUCCACUAGCAGUUCCAUGGCCCAAAACACGAAUGCUUCCGGGUAUUUUCCAUCUCGUGAAAUUAUUUAUCCUGCUGGUAUGGAUAUUAAGCCACCAAACCCCUAUUCCAGUUCUUUUACGUAUAAACCUGAGGGCAGCACUCAUGAACUUGUAUCCCCAAGAUUAAAGAUGGAAAAGCAUGCGACUCAAGCGCACAGUGGACAUCAAUUUCAGUCAAACUGGGCCAUGACCAGUAGAACAGAAAUGCUGGAAGUUGGAUCAGGAAAAGUCAAUGAUUCUGGAAGGAACACUACAAUGGACCAUUCAUUUGCAGGUCCUGUGAACCCUCAUGCUGCAGAGCUAGUUUGGCAAUACAACAAGCAAGAGGUCGAGCCACAAAUGUCAACACAAGUAAUUCAGCCAAGCCCUCCAACUAUUGGGCCUAGUGGUUCCAUGAUGCCACCACCAAUCCAAUCCACUUCAUUUGUUCGUCCUGUAUACUUCAAUCCAACCAAUUCCUGGGAAACUUCUGUGCACAAUCCUUCUAUUUCUAAUCAAAUUUCUUCAGGCAUGAUACACACUGAUAAUCAUCACUUUAAUUCACGUCCAGCUGUUCCAUUUAUACCUUCUUCUGUAACUCCAGUUUCACAGCUGCAUGGAUGUUCCAUGCAACAGACUGACCAAAUGGUUACAGUUCCAUGUUUGUCAAGUCUAAUGCCACCUCCACCUGAUGUACCACCUCCUUUGCCUUCUUCUCCACCUCCAUUGCCACCUCCUCAGCCUCCCUCUGUUCCACCUCCUCCCAGCUCUCCUCCACAAUCUGUCCCUGAACCGUCUACUUUGCAUCUUGGAGAGCCCCGUGUGCACCAGUGGCAAGGUGCUCUUACUAAAAGUGGUGUUCAUUAUUGUGCAAUUUAUGCUACUCGAGAAGACUCUGCUAUUUGUAGAUAUUCAAAUGCCGCCUCUGAACCUGCAAACUGGCCUGCUAGCUUAGAUGUUACAAAACGUACAGACAUCCGUCAUGUGAAGACAACUUUUUCUAGCACUCGGCCUCAUAGAAGAGAAGUUUGUCGUUUGCUACCUUCUAGUACAAGUGAACUCAAAGGCUUCCAUGAUUUCAUAUCGUAUCUGAAGCAAAGGGAUUGUGCCGGGGUGAUCAAAGUUACAGCAGGUAGAUCCCUUUGGGCAAGAUUACUCUUCAUUCUCCCCAACUCGGCGGAUACCUGCUCAUUGUUGGGCAUUUCACCACAUCCAGCUGACUGCCUCAUUGCACUGGUCUUGCCAAAGGAUACAAACACUGAUGGAGCAUAGUCUUUAAACCAUGAAGUUUUGUAUUAUCUGAGAGUUUUUUUAUCUAUAUCAGAGAAGAACACAUGUAUAUACUGGACUAUUGUUGUGAUGUGUGUAUUCUUAAGGUAGGUAGAGUUGAGUAAAUAUCCUCGGAAAGUGUAGUCGAAGAAUUUAAACUUAUCAUCUUCCAUGUCGUUUUGUAUGUACGAUAUUGUAGUGUAUGAAAUUUUGUCAUGCAGUUGUUGAGA
Asparagus officinalis (garden asparagus) is the source of this 3888-nucleotide messenger RNA. RefSeq lists its product as uncharacterized. Gene Ontology annotation, molecular function: RNA binding; ubiquitin binding. The record is from RefSeq and is a predicted model, not a curated record. Lineage: Eukaryota; Viridiplantae; Streptophyta; Magnoliopsida; Asparagales; Asparagaceae. The transcript is spliced from 7 exons. Bases 41 to 3661 code for a protein of 1206 amino acids.